GCCUCCAUGCAAACGAAAUGCUCCAUCAGUCUCGUGUCUCGAACAUUUCGCACCUUAUGCGUACCAUUUCUCUACGAGAUCGUCCUCGUACUUCGUCUGGAAUGCGUACCCUUGGUUGCCUCAGAGAUCAAAGAAAACAAUCAGAUGGUACCACGAAUGGCUGGUGGUGUCGUCGCCUUCUAGUCCAGGUUUCACACUAGGAUAUACCGUGGAGGUCGGGCCGAGCUGACCUCUGGGGCCUUCUCUCAGCUUGUCCUCGCUUGGUCAGUCUCCGCUGUGAUCUGCGAUAUCGCAAUCCUCUAUUUAAUCGGGAAUUCCGCAAGCAACGCUUCUACUACCCAUCCAUCCGGUUCUUCGAGCUCAUUGUUGCCAUGUAUGGAAACCAAUUACGCGUUCUGGAGCUCGGCGAUCAUAUCCCUGUUCAGUUGGACUUUCCACAGCACUUCUUAUCGCAUCUG
Molecule: messenger RNA, 458 nt
Organism: Dacryopinax primogenitus
Lineage: Eukaryota; Fungi; Basidiomycota; Dacrymycetes; Dacrymycetales; Dacrymycetaceae
Exons: 1
Coding region: 18-200 (60 amino acids)
Source: RefSeq, a predicted model, not a curated record